Molecule: messenger RNA, 1689 nt
Organism: Talpa occidentalis (Iberian mole)
Lineage: Eukaryota; Metazoa; Chordata; Mammalia; Eulipotyphla; Talpidae
Gene: IDH2
Product: isocitrate dehydrogenase (NADP(+)) 2
Exons: 11
Coding region: 187-1389 (400 amino acids)
Biological process (GO): isocitrate metabolic process
Cellular component (GO): mitochondrion
Molecular function (GO): magnesium ion binding; NAD binding; isocitrate dehydrogenase (NADP+) activity
Source: RefSeq, a predicted model, not a curated record
CAAAGCUACAGCGGCUGGAGGAACCCGGACAGCGCCAGGAAGCUGGGGAAGGUGCCAGGGAGUGAGGGAGACAGGGGAGAGCUUGCCAAGGCCAAGCUGAGUGCACCCCCACCGGGGAGCGAGCGGAGCCUGAGAGCAGGGCGAGAUGCCGACAAGAGGAUCAAGGUGGCGAACCCCGUGGUGGAGAUGGACGGCGACGAGAUGACCCGCAUCAUCUGGCAGUUCAUCAAGGACAAGCUCAUCCUGCCCCACGUGGACGUCCAGCUCAAGUAUUUUGACCUGGGGCUCCCGCACCGUGACCAGACCAACGACCAGGUCACCGUCGACUCCGCGCUGGCCACCCAGAAGUACAGCGUGGCUGUCAAAUGCGCCACCAUCACCCCUGACGAGGCCCGCGUGGAAGAGUUCAAGCUGAAGAAGAUGUGGAAGAGCCCCAAUGGAACCAUCCGGAACAUCCUUGGGGGGACGGUCUUCCGGGAGCCCAUCAUUUGCAAAAACAUCCCCCGUCUGGUCCCCGGCUGGACCGAGCCCAUCGUCAUCGGCAGGCAUGCCCAUGGCGACCAGUACAAGUGCACGGAUUUUCUGGUCGACGGGGCUGGCUCCUUCAAGAUAAUCUUCACCCCGAAGGGCGGCGGCCGCGCCCAGGAGUGGGAGGUGUACGACUUCCCCGCGGGCGGCGUGGGCCUGGGCAUGUACAACACGGACGAGUCCAUCUCCGGCUUUGCGCACAGCUGCUUCCAGUACGCCGUCCAGAAGAAGUGGCCGCUCUACCUGAGCACCAAGAACACCAUCCUGAAGGCCUACGACGGGCGCUUCAAGGACAUCUUCCAGGCCAUCUUUGAGAAGCACUACAAGGCGGAGUUCGACAAGAGCAAGAUCUGGUACGAGCACCGGCUCAUCGACGACAUGGUGGCGCAGGUGCUCAAGUCUUCGGGCGGCUUCGUGUGGGCCUGCAAGAACUACGACGGGGACGUGCAGUCUGACAUCCUGGCCCAGGGCUUCGGCUCCCUGGGCCUGAUGACGUCCGUGCUGGUCUGCCCGGAUGGGAAGACCAUCGAGGCGGAGGCAGCCCACGGGACGGUCACCCGUCACUACCGGGAGCACCAGAAGGGCCGGCCCACCAGCACCAACCCCAUCGCCAGCAUCUUCGCUUGGACGCGAGGCCUGGAGCACCGGGGGAAGCUGGACGGGAACCAGGAGCUCGUCAGGUUUGCCCAGACCCUGGAGAAGGUGUGUGUGAACACGGUUGAGAGCGGAGCCAUGACCAAGGACCUGGCGGGCUGCAUCCACGGCCUCAGCAACGUGAAGCUCAACGAGCACUACCUGAACACCUCGGACUUCCUGGACACCAUCAAGAGCAACCUGGACAAGGCGCUGGGCCGGCAGUAGAGGGCCCCGGCGGUGGCGGCUGGACGGGCGGGCCGGCCCCCGUGCCCGGGGAGGGUGAGCCUCACAGCCUCUGGAGGCCUUCCUAGGGGACGUUUUCUACAAAUAGGGUGUUUUUUAAAGUGUGUGCCUCCCGCUUGGCGCCGGGAGGCGGGUCGCGUGUCUUACCUCAGCGGUCCGCGUGCUCUGCGCGCUGCGCCUCAUGCUGGAUCACGGUGCCUUACUCAGCUACUAAAAGGCUCUUCACGAGACGGUUGGUGCCUUUGUCCCUGGGGGUCGGGGGGCGAUGCCCGAAGGGCUGAC